AUCUACGUGGCAACAGCUUGAUUUUUAUUUCCCCGGUGAAUUGCUGCCAUUUUUUUUCUCGUCAUUUGUCGUCAUUUACUAAUGUUAUUGUAGAAUGUGUCAUUAAUCUGUAGUGUAAAAGUUUCGUUUAGUUUUUUAAAACAAAUUAAAACUAUAUUUAAUGCCUUUAUAUUAGAAAUGCACUGCAGCCAUGGGAGAUAGUGAUGAAGAAUAUGACAGGCGACGUGCUCGCGACAAAUUUCGUCGAGAACGAAGUGAUUAUCAAGAUAGAGGGCGAGAAGAACGAGGUCGAAGGGAUGAUUGGUCAGAAAGGGAAGGUAGAGGUAGCAGAAGAGAAUACAGAGAUUAUGAUCCACGUAACAGGCGGGAUCGGUACAGUCCAGCUCGUCAUGAAAUAAGUCCACCUAUGAAACGAAUGAGGCGAGACUGGGAAGAUCGAGGUGGUGGCUAUGGAAAUAACUUUGAAGGAAAUUUCCCUGGUGGUGGCAUGAUGGGAGGUGGAGGAAUGCAUGGUAGUGGUUGGGGUAUGCAUGUUGGUGGUGGAGGAAAUCAAAUGAAUCCCCAAAGGGAUGUCGAUGCAGGGAUCACUCAACCUCCGAUGAUGACUUUUAAGCAAUUCCUCUCUUCACAAGAUGAUGGGAUUGAUGAUCAGGAAGCUGUGAAAAAAUACAAUGAAUACAAAUUGGAGUUCAAAAGACAACAAAUCAACGAAUUUUUCAUGAAUCAUAAAGAUGAAGAAUGGUUUAAACUAAAACAUCAUCCAGAAGAAAGCCAAAAAAGGAAAGCUGAACUCCAUAUUGCUUUAAAACGCAGGCUUGAUGUCUUCAUGGAAUUAUUUGAGAAAGGUCUAGUGGAGAAUGUUAGUGUAGAUCAGGAGAAAACUGACCAGAUAGUGAAAUUUUUGGAUGCAGUUGUUAUCAAGUUGGAAGGAGGAAACGAUUUUGAUUUGACAGUCCUUGAUGCUCCUUAUGAAGAAGAAAAAACGAAAGAGACUAAUAGUAAUCAACCAUUCACAGGUUCUGAAAAGAAAGAUGAUGUGGACAUGGAUGAAAAGGUGGAUGAACCUAAAAAGUCCAAGAAAAAAAGAAAACAUUCCCACAGUUCCCAGUCUGGGGAGGACAGCUCGUCAGGAUCUGAAUCGGAGGUGGAAUCCUUACCCCCAGAAGAAAGUAGGGAUGACAAUGAAGAGUUGACUGAGAACGGCAUCAAAGAAGAACCAGUGUCUCCAAGGCCGGCAUCUAGAUCUGCUUCUGAGAAGGACAAAGAUGAUAGUUUAGACAAGUCUGAUAUUGUUGACAAAGAAGCUUUUCCAGACAGUGAAAAAGUUGAGACUGCAGAACCGGGGGGAGAAGAAGACGCAGAUAAAGCAACAGAUGCUGAAAAGGCUGAAGGAGAAGUGGAUGAGGAAUCAUCUGAACCAAAGCCAAGAGCACUUCAUAAAACUCAUUCUAUUUUUCUACGUUAUUUAGCCCCAUCUAUCACAAAACAAGAAGUAGAAGCAAUGUGUAAAAGAUUUCCAGGAUUUCUUCGGGUGGCCAUAGCUGAUCCACAAACAGAACGAAGGUUCGUGCGAAGAGCUUGGGUUACUUUCGAAAGAUCGGUCAAUAUUAAGGAGAUAUGUUGGAAACUUAAUGGAAUUAGGCUUCGCGACAGUGAGCUUGGUGCGAUUGUGAAUAGAGAUCUGAGCAGACGUAUUCGAUCUGUCAAUGGAAUAUCGUCACAUAAGCAGGUUGUUCGUGCUGAUAUAAAGUUAGCAGCGAGAAUUAUACAAAAUUUAGAUAAACAGAAGAAAUUGUGGGAAGACGAGGAAAUAAAGAAGGAAGAAUUGGAUGAAAGGGGUGUUCUGCUUUCAUCUAAAAAUCCUCUUCUGAAAAAUAUCACUGACUAUUUGAUUGAAGAAGCCAGCGCAGAGGAAGAAGAGCUUCUUGGCAUGGCUGAGAAUGAAGCUCGGGAUGGCGAAGAAGGAGGGUGCACUCUUGAGAGAGAUGAAUCCUUGAUCAAGGUGUUGGACAAGCUCCUUCUGUAUCUGAGAGUGGUUCAUUCGGUGGAUUACUACAACAGCAGCGAAUAUCCCAGUGAAGACGAGAUGCCCAACCGUUGCGGCAUAAUGCACGCCCGUGGUUCUCCUCCAUCCAGUAAGGUUACGCAGCAAGAGAUCAAUGACUAUAUUUCACACUUUGAGAUGAAGAGUCAGGUGUUCUUGCAAAAUCCAACCCAGCUAGAUGAAGAAGAAUGUGUGAAACUUGGCAAGAGGGAUCCAGACACUGAAGUGGAGAAAUUCAUACAGGCAAACACUCAAGAACUGGCCAAGGACAAGUGGCUGUGUCCUUUGUCAGGGAAAAAGUUCAAGGGUCCAGAGUUUGUCAGGAAACACAUUUACAACAAACAUGCUGAGAAGAUAGAAGACGUUAAAAAAGAGGUUAUGGACAAAAUUAUGGAAGAAAUCCUGAUAUGUAUAGAAAUAAUUUUGGAAAAAGAAAUUUUAAUCGAAGAAGUCCUCGUUCUGAUUCAAGAAAAAUGAUAAAUUACAGAGACCUAGAUGCCCCUGAUGAUUUGGACGUCUUUUAGUUGUGUAUUAUAUUUUAGUUUCAUUUAUUUGCUAUUUCAUGUCAGCACUAUCAAAUACCAUUGUUGUCAUUAAAUUUUUUUAUAUUUAA
Parasteatoda tepidariorum (common house spider) is the source of this 2657-nucleotide messenger RNA. It is a transcript of the gene Ars2, whose product is annotated as arsenic resistance protein 2. Gene Ontology annotation, biological process: mRNA processing; primary miRNA processing. The record is from RefSeq and is a predicted model, not a curated record. NCBI's taxonomy places the organism in Eukaryota, Metazoa, Arthropoda, Arachnida, Araneae, Theridiidae. Gene Ontology annotation, molecular function: nucleic acid binding. Gene Ontology annotation, cellular component: nuclear body.